AUGAAAUUCAUAGUUGGAAUAGUCUCAUUGUUUGCAGCAUCUGUUUUCUCCUCUUCAGCAAGUAGCCUAGGUAGUAGCAGCAGAUAUUAUUCAAGGUCAGUUUCUAGUACUUCUGCUGGUUCAGGUUAUCCAUUCUACAGUCCGUACCUUUUCUAUCGGAGUCAUGGCGCCUUUGGACCUUACUCAACGGAUGCUAGCAAAGAUUCUUCAUUGGCAGGCACAACAGCAGCAUCGCCCCUUCAUUACUAA
This is a messenger RNA of Encephalitozoon hellem ATCC 50504, 249 nucleotides long. RefSeq lists its product as uncharacterized. Lineage: Eukaryota; Fungi; Microsporidia; Unikaryonidae. The coding region runs from base 1 to 249 and encodes 82 amino acids. The record is from RefSeq and is a predicted model, not a curated record. The transcript has a single exon.